This is a messenger RNA of Elaeis guineensis (African oil palm), 3311 nucleotides long. Its product is annotated as receptor protein kinase TMK1. Gene Ontology annotation, biological process: protein phosphorylation. The record is from RefSeq and is a predicted model, not a curated record. Gene Ontology annotation, molecular function: protein kinase activity; ATP binding. NCBI's taxonomy places the organism in Eukaryota, Viridiplantae, Streptophyta, Magnoliopsida, Arecales, Arecaceae.
UCCCAGGAAACUAGCAGCAAAAGGAUCCAACAAGCUGGCUCCAGGCCCCAACCCCCAUGUGCUCCCUCAUCGUGAAGCUCUGAACUCUUCUCUCUCUAAACCCCCUCCUACUCUCCUUCCUCUUUUUAACUCCUCCCGAAAUGCUCCUUCCCUGACCUUCCUCGCCGGAAUCCCGUCACCGCCAUGGCUUCCUCUCGCCGCCACUUUCGCAGCCUUCUUCUACUGGUUCUACUGACCUUCCUCGUCGCCGGUAACGUCCACCCGGGGCCGGCAGAGACCGACGCGGGCGACGCGGCGGCAAUGCGGGCCCUGGCGAAGGGCCUGGGGGCGGAUCGGGCCUUGGACUGGACCGGCCCGGCCGACCCCUGCACCUGGACCGGGGUCACAUGCACCUACGCCCGGGUCACCGCCAUCCAGAUCGGCAACCGGAGCCUCGUCGGAUCCUUACCGGUGGAGGUCCGGAACCUCACUGCUCUCCUCCGGCUGGAGCUCCACAACAACCAGCUCUUCGGCACCCUCCCCUCCCUCGCCGGGCUCUCCUCCCUCCGGGCCCUCCUCCUCCACGGCAACCGCUUCUCCGGGGCCCCCCCGCCGGAGUUCUUCGCCGGCCUCUCCUCCCUCCAGUCCGUCUACCUCGACGACAACCCCUUCGACCCGUGGUCCAUCCCGGCCAACCUCAAGGACGCCACCUCUCUCGUCAACUUCUCCGCCAACUCCGCCAAUGUCUCUGGCGAGCUCCCGGAGUUCCUCGCCACCGCCUUCGCCUCCCUCGACCACCUCGCCCUCGCCUUCAACCUCCUCACCGGCGCCGUCCCUGCCGCCUUCGCCGCCGCACCGCUCCGCUCCCUCUGGCUCAACAACCAGCUUGGCAGCACCCGCCUCUCCGGCGGCAUCGCCUUCGUCGCCAACAUGACCGGCCUCGAAGAGCUCUGGCUUCAGUCCAACGACUUCACCGGCCCGAUCCCGGACUUCUCCGGCCUCCAACACCUCGCCGACCUCCAGCUCCGGGACAACCGCCUCACCGGUCCCCUCCCGGCCUCGCUCACCUCUCUCAAGUCCUUGAAACGAGUCACCCUCACCAACAAUCUCCUCCAGGGGCCGGUGCCGGCCUUCCCGGAUUCGGUGAAGACGCUGGACCUCGACCCGGAAAGUGAACGCCUUUGCCUCACAAAAGCAGGGGACUGCGAUCCCAGAGUCAAUGUCUUGCUCUCCAUUGCGAAAUCUUUCGGCUAUCCUGAUAGAUUCGCUGAGGAUUGGAGGGGGAACGACCCGUGCGACGGCAGGUGGGUGGGGAUCAGCUGCGACAGCGCUGGCAACAUUACGGUUAUGAACUUUCAGAAGAUGGGACUGAAUGGGACCAUCUCGCCGGACUUUGGCUCGAUCACUUCGUUGCAGAAGCUCCUGCUGUCUAACAACAACCUCACCGGUAGGAUUCCAUCGACGCUUGCCAAGUUGCCAUCUUUGAAGGCAUUGGACGUGUCGAACAACUUUCUCUGGGGUCAAGUUCCAACCUUUAGCAAGGAUGUUUUGGUGAACACAGCCGGGAACCCAAGUAUUGGGAAGAAUGCUAGUACUGCUCCGGCUCCGGGUAAUGCUACUACUACCAAUGGCGAUUCAAAGUCAGACGAUGUGAGCCAGAGCAGCAGCAGUGGUAAGUCUUCUUCGUCUGUUCCAUUGGGCAUCAUUGUCGGAUCAAUGGUUGCUGCAGUAUUGGGUAUCAAUAUUCUUGGACUGCUCGGUUUUUGUUAUUACAAGAAAAAGAAGCAAGCUUUUGGCAGAGUUCAGUGUCCAAAUACUAUGGUGAUACACCCCCAACACUCAGGGUCGGAACCGGAUGUGGCGAAAGUUACAGCUGCUGGCUCGAGUUCGAAUGGCAGGACUGCAAGUGACACCUACAGCCAGACAAGCAGCUGCCCGAGUGAUGUACAUGUAGUUGAUGCUGGAAACAUGGUGAUAUCAGUUCAAGUCCUUAGGAAUGUCACCAACAAUUUCGGUGAGGAGAAUAUCCUUGGCGAGGGUGGGUUCGGGGUGGUAUACAAGGGCGAGCUCCAUGAUGGCACUAAGAUUGCAGUGAAGAGGAUGGAAGCUGGGGUGAUGGGGACGAAGGGGUUGAAUGAAUUCAAGUCGGAGAUCACGGUGCUUUCUAAAGUCAGGCACCGCCAUCUGGUCUCGCUCCUUGGUUAUUGCUUGGAUGGAAGUGAGAGACUCUUGGUCUAUGAAUACAUGCCCCAGGGGACACUAAGUCGCCAUCUUUUUGACUGGAAGGAAGAAGGGUUGAAGCCUUUGGAAUGGAAGAAGAGGCUGAGCAUUGCUUUGGAUGUGGCCAGGGGUGUGGAGUAUCUGCACAGUUUGGCGCAUCAAAGUUUCAUCCACAGGGAUCUCAAACCCUCUAACAUUCUUCUUGGUGAUGAUAUGAAGGCUAAGGUUGCGGACUUCGGACUUGUUCGGCUUGCCGAUGGAAAAGGUGGCUCCGUUGAAACCAAGCUUGCAGGAACUUUCGGGUAUCUCGCGCCAGAAUAUGCAGUGACUGGUCGUGUGACCACGAAAGCUGAUGUAUUUAGCUUUGGGGUGAUAUUGAUGGAGCUGAUCACUGGUCGGAAGGCACUAGAUGAGCGCCAGCCAGAAGAGAGUGUGCACUUGGUGACAUGGUUCCGAAGGAUGCAGCUCAACAAGGACACCUUCCGAAAGGCCAUUGACCCCGCAAUAGACCUUGAUGAGGACUUCGGGAGCAUCAGCACUGUUGCAGAACUCGCUGGCCACUGCUGUGCAAGGGAGCCUCAACAGAGGCCUGAAAUGGGACAUGCCGUCAACGUCCUCUCCUCACUUGCGGAGCUGUGGAAGCCCUCCGAUCCUGACUCAGAGGACAGUUAUGGUAUCGACCUAGACAUGACUUUGCCUCAGGCACUCAAGAAAUGGCAGGCCUUUGAGGACAGUGGCCAUUUCAAUGGUGCUACAUCUUCAUAUAUCGCAAGCUUGGACAACACCCAGACCAGCAUACCCACAAGGCCACCAGGCUUUGCCGAUUCCUUCACCUCAGCUGAUGGAAGAUAGUUAUCGAGCAAGGGAAAGAGAGAAAUGGAGAGUUCAGUGAGGUUUGUUCAUUCCCUUUGUUUCUUGUAUUUGCUUCUGUUUUUGGCUGCUUCUUCCCUUUUUCUUCAUGUAUGAUGAUCUCUUAGUGGAACCAAUUUAAAGCUUAAACACGCUCAGUUUUUCUUCUUAUUGUUUUUCUCUUGAAGUUUGUGAAGAUGGACAAAUGUUUUAUUGCAAUGAGUUGUCAUGUUGUUGUAAUAUUAUCACCUUGGUGCUUGAAA